CAAAGGCGGGCGACGAGGUGUCACCAAAACUGCAUGGACAGUAUGUUGACGGGCGUUAGAUCUAUUGAGGCGAGCGUUGAAAGCCCAUAGAUGUCACUUGGCGGGAGUGGUCGAAUAGGUGUUUCUUAAAAUUCUCCGAUCGCAACGGUUAAAUUUAAUAGGGCGAAACUUCCUAGCAGCUUUCUCAACCAAGCCAAGACAGCCACUCGGAACUUCCAGGUCGUUGUGAGUCGCUCUCACAAGCACCUCAUAGCAGGAAAAAAUGAAAAUAACAUGAAGCCUAACACAACGAUCAACACAACAUGUGUACAAAGUGGAAACAUAUCACAAAAACAUAAGGUAAAUCAAUACACAUGUGGACAUGCCAUAGGGAACAAGAGAAUGAGAGACAAUGAGAAAGGGGAAGAGGAAUGUGGUGGCGGCGGCACGAGAAAGAAGAGAGAAAGGUAGAUUUGGAGAGAUUUGGCACGAAUCUUAAAGCCAUCCUAUCCGUCCAAAAAUCAAUUGACAUUUUCCAAAAUUUCAGCUGCUUGUAGCAAGUCCUUCAAACCGUUUAUUAAGAACACGUCCAAAGGAUGGUUCUGAGUUCUGACUUGUGGGAGAUAGUUUUGCAUGAUGCGGCGGCGGCAGGCAUCCUACGGCGCACGUGGGUGACAACUGACAAGUUCAAAAUCUUAUCAUUGGCCCGUUUCAGUUUCUUUUUUUCCUUUCUUUUUGAAGAGCUGUGCACAGUUUCAAGAGUGGCCACGCACGUACUAGCACACUUGCCAACUUCCCCAAUGACAAAUUGUCAUCCCACUCGCUCGCGGGCGGACCACCGGAUUCCGGCCGAUCGAGCAUGCACAACCUGCGACCAAUGCAAGCGGACCGUGUACCUGGCUCCGUUUCGCUGCGACUUGAGGACACAAACGGAUGAAAGGAUCAGAUCAAUCAAAAAGAUCACACGCUAGCACGCGCGCAGCGCAGGUGUCUGUCCGUAACCAGGCUGGUCCGGUCCCGCCUCGAACAAACUCGUCCGAGAUCGCGGCCGGUAUCCGCCUAUAUCUACAUCUAUAUCAGGAGACCAUCGAGAAUGAGUUGCAUGCAUCCCUCUCCUCUCGUCCUGUGAGUUGCCCAAGACGAAUCGCUUUGCUCACAAUGGCUGGAGCUCGGUUGUCUCUCGCGUUCCUGUGCUUUGUGGUGGUGGUGGUGGCCUCCGCGCUCGCCGGCGGCGCCGGUGCGAGGAAGACGGUCGGCGAGUACGUGCUCAGGAAGGGGGACUUCUCCGUGAAGAUCACCAACUGGGGAGCAACCAUGAUGUCGGUCGUCCUCCCUGAUUCCAAAGGGAAUUUGGCUGAUGUUGUGCUUGGCCUAGACACCAUUGCUGAGUACGUGAACGACACUAAUUACUUCGGGCCGGUUACCGGACGGGUCGGGCAGAGGAUAGCCAGGGGGCGGUUCGUUCUCGACGGGAAGGUGUAUCACACGUACAUCAACGACGGCAGGAACGCGAUUCACGGUGGACACAGAGGGUUCAGCAAAGUCAUAUGGACGGUGAAGGAGUACGUCGGCGGCGGCGACUCGCCGUACAUCACCUUGUACUACCGCAGCUUCGACGGAGAGCAAGGUUUCCCCGGGGACCUGGACGCGUACGUGACGUACCAGCUGUCGAGCCCGUACGUGCUGGCGCUGCGCAUGAACGCGACGGCGCUGAACAAGGCGACGCCGGUGAACUUCCUGCAGCACACGUACUGGAACCUCGGCGGGCAGGGCCGCGGCGACGUGCUGGGGCACACGCUGCAGCUGUCGGCAUCCCGGUACACCCCGCUGGACGAGGAGCUCCUCCCGUCGUCGGGCGUCGUCGCGCCCGUCGCCGGCACGCCCUACGACUUCCGGCACCCCACCCCGAUCGGCGCGCGCAUCCGGCAGGUGAUGGGCGGGCGCAUCGCCGGGUACGACAUCAACUACGUGAUCGACGGCGAGGGCAUGCGGAAGGUGGCCGCGGCGCGGGACGGCGCGUCGGGCCGCGCGCUGGAGCUGUGGGCGAACCAGCCGGCCAUGCAGCUGUACACCGGCAACUGGCUGAACAACAUCAAGGGCAAGGGCGGCAAGGUGUACCAGCAGUACGGCGGGUUCUGCCUGGAGACGCAGGGGUACGUGGACGCCGUGAACCACCCGGAGUUCCCCUCCAUGACGGUCAGGCCCGGCCAGGUGUACAGGCACGACAUGGCCUUCAAGUUCUCCUUCUAGCUCUCUAGCUGAUCAGUCAGGAUGAUCGUGUGGUUGUAGUAUACCAUUUUUCAAGAUUGUGCGAAUAAUUAUUGGCGUGUUGUUGAAAUAAUUGAAGAAUGGGGUCGUUCUCAAGCAUGCGCUCCAUGAACAAUUAUGUUUGCGGCAAGCUAUCAUGUUCAUGAGCAGAUAUGUACACGUCACAUUAUCAGAAAUCCAUUCGUGGUAUUCGUAGAGAGUGAAUGAAUUACGUGCAUAA
Messenger RNA from Oryza sativa Japonica Group (Japanese rice), 2467 nucleotides. RefSeq lists its product as uncharacterized. Gene Ontology annotation, molecular function: carbohydrate binding; aldose 1-epimerase activity. Gene Ontology annotation, biological process: glucose metabolic process; beta-D-galactose catabolic process via UDP-galactose, Leloir pathway. NCBI's taxonomy places the organism in Eukaryota, Viridiplantae, Streptophyta, Magnoliopsida, Poales, Poaceae. The record is from RefSeq and is a predicted model, not a curated record.